Linepithema humile (Argentine ant) is the source of this 6743-nucleotide messenger RNA. It is a transcript of the gene hob, whose product is annotated as hobbit. The record is from RefSeq and is a predicted model, not a curated record. NCBI's taxonomy places the organism in Eukaryota, Metazoa, Arthropoda, Insecta, Hymenoptera, Formicidae.
GCAUGAUGCACGAAUAUCUAGAUUGCAUGUCAGAUGCAUAGUCAGAUGUAUGUAAUAUGUCGGAUGACAACGCAUAAUGUGGACCUUACAUUAGAGGCUUCUCCCUGUCAAUUCACAAAAUGCGUUACCAGACUCCAUAGUGCGACGUACUUAUGUCGUUCUUUGAAAUGACUCUGUGUAUUUGUUUUUGUCUGAACAUUGUAUAAAUAUUAUGUAUGAAUACUAUAAUAUGUAAGCGUGAAAUAUCUGAUUAUAUUCUCAACAGUAUUAUUUUGAAACUUGAGUAUAUUUUUAGUUAGGAAACAAUAUAUAUUUUUAAUUACAUGUUAGAAAUAUGACUGGACUAUUUGCGUUUUGCAUAAUCUUUCUAAUUCUGUACUGUUUUUUCACCUGGGUGAUACCAAGGCUGUUAGCAUGGCUAGUGAAACGUCGUUACAAGAUUCACUUGCGUGUAGGCCAUAUCUCACUACCAUAUUUUAUUUUACGUGAUGUUAAUGUAACUAAAAAUGGAUUCACAUUGCAAGUUGAAGAGGUGAGUGUACGCAGCAGCUUGUUCAGUAGCGAUGUAGCAAAACUAUUGGCUGUUGUCAUGAGGGAUGUCAGAAUAAAUAAGGAUGUCCCAGUUGAUUCAGCAUGCAAGAUAGAACAGUCCAAUGAACUGUUAGAUUUUAGGAAUAAAAAGAUACCUUCAAUAAUUAUAACAUUUGUACAGUUUAUGGCAGUACACGUAGAGAACAUAAGUCUACUUGCUCUUGGCAAUGGCUGGUUGGCAAAUGGAAGUGCGGAAAGUUUAAGUUUAGAUGGUAGCAUUGUACAUGGUGCACGCACACUCUUAGCAUCAGCUUCCAUUGUCGGCGGUGCUAUGAAACUAUUGCAACACGCUUCUGACGCGUGUUUAUCACAAAUAACAUUUGCUGGAACAAUAGAAGCCACAUUUAAAGCUCAGGGAGAACUUUCAGUUGAGACACUGUAUAUCGGAGUAACGCAAACCGAAGGAUCCGGCGGUACAGGCCUCAUCCAAUUUUUACGAGAUAGAAGAACAUUAAGUACCACAGAUGCAUGCAGCAAUGUACAUAACAGUCCCUCCAAUGACUUAAUAGCUAGAUUGGCACCUAUUUUACCCAAGGAUUUUACAUUGAGAAUCGGUAAUUCAUUAAUAAUCGCUGGCAGGGAGGAUAGCAGCAUGGUUGGUUUGGAGGGUACUUUAAGAAGUCUUCAAGUUCAUGCGAAGUUUCAAGCUGAUAGAACACAAUUAAAUUUUUCUGUAAGCUUAGACGGUCUGUGCAUACGCGGAAAGCUGCCAAUUUUAACUUUACAUUCCCUUUCAAUCGAUACAAAGAUGGAGGACAAUGUUUUAUUCGUCGCUGUACAACUGAACAAUCUUUCGAUAAUAUAUGAUCAUAAAGAUUGGGAAUCGCUGCUGUAUACUAAUGAAAAUGACAUUUCAAAACCUGUUAGCGAUAUAUCACUCAGAGAUAAACUACCAAAUUUUGAAGUUACGUUGACUACGGAGCUGUAUGAUUCUUCGUUAAAUAUAAAAUUGCCAGAUGUACAAGAAGCUUCUUGCGGUGUCACACACAUGAAGUUUUCGUUGAAUUCAUCCACAAACAAAACCGAGAACCUAAAUACAGAGCUAGUCGUCGAAUCUCUAUAUUGUGCUUUAAAUGGUACCAAUGGCAACAUUUCUGAGACCUCUCAUCAAUGGGGCACUCCACUUUCUGUCGGAGUAUUGCUAGCGACAACUCGUACCAACGCUAUAGGAAUCGCAGUUGACGCUCUUAUCACAGAAUGGAGUUUGGAGCUUGCAAAAUUUCUGGAACAAGCUUACAAAUGCUACAAAAAGUGUCAGCAGCCUGUGAUACGAAAGAAAGAUACAAUAUCGCGCAAUUCUAUACAAUUAAAUCUUAAAGUGACGAACUGUAAUUUAUUCUUUAUCGCAGAAAACGAAUUGUCCAUUAUGAUGCGUUUGGAUAUAGCAACUUUAGAACAAACCACAAAACGAUUUGUGGGCAUGGUGGAAGGCAUGAGCGCGAUAACUCUUAACAAGAAUGAGCCGAUUAUGUGUCAGCACGCGCAGACUCUAACUCAUCCGUUUCUAGCAAUACGAAAGUGCAAAGCUUCGAUUAAUUCUGACAUUGUGAACAUCAGUCUCGAAGGCACAAAUUUAGCAUGGAGUCCUAAUUUACAUCUUCGUUUAUUGCAAUUCUGGGUGGAGUCCGAAGAUUUCAGAUCUAUCAUCACGAAAGAGAUGAGUGCAACACGUAUUGAAGAAGUACACAAAAAGAAACGCAUCCUGGACUUGCUAGCUACAGGCGGAAUUACCGUCUCUAUAGACAUUUCUACCAAACAUUUUUUGAUAUUGACGUCCGAUCAACUGCGCUGGUCGCAGGGCGAAUGGAGACUCAAUUACGUUCGAGUCACUCUGGAUAUGGCUGAUGUAAUCAUGAUUGAGGGCUUUGAAUUGAUCCAGGUAGCCGAUAACGCGGAAGUGCGGGUGGAGAGGCAGAGCAACGAGGGUUUCGUGCUGGAUUGGAACGAGUGCUGGGCGCUGAAUAUUGAUUCCAUCAAAAUCUGUUUUCCGUACGAGCAUCAAUUUACAAACGCGAUACAGAAUGAGCUGUUUAGCAUCAGGAAGUGGCUGAAGGAGAUUCACUCGUCGAACGCGCGUAAAGAAGAAACACUGCCCUGCGAUUUGAUUAUCAAGAUCAAAGAAUGGACGCUCGAGCUCAGUGACGAUCCGUUCGAGGUGCGUCUGCGCGACAAUUAUGAAUUGUUGGAGGACGAGUAUAAGGAGAGCUUGAAGCGACAGGCGAUGCUGGACGCGAAAGUGCAGGAGCUCUGUCGUGCGCACUUACUGCUUCCGCAGGGGAAGGUCGAGGAACUGUAUGCCAGUUUGAAUAAGAAGAAUGCGGAGAUCUACGUACAGAGAUGGAAGCAGAUGCAACGGGCCGGUCCCGCGAGAACACGGCUGUUCGCGUGGACCAUGCUGGAUCUGGAAAUAUUAGCCCUAGCCGACCCGUCCGUAAACGGCACGGAGAAGGCGACGAGAGCUCUCAGAGAGAUGGACUCGGAAACACCUUGGCCUGAGGAUGGUCUGGAAUUCAGCACGUUGUGGGUCCGCGGAAUCAGCCUGAAGUGCGCCGAGUGGAAGCUGCAACUUCGCGACUUCCCGCAGCCGCUGCUUUUGGUAGAGAGCUUGAACGUAUGGGGCAGACUGGCCGGGGCGGAGGCCCUGGCGCCGCUCAGAGCGAAGAGGACCGUCCGAAUCGAAAUCGGCGCUCCGUGGGAGGAUAUCGUUGUGGAGAGAGGUAUGACAUCCUUGAAGUACUAUCACGAUCUUAAUUGGGACAUCGACAAGUUUAGAUACGCGUUCGGGCCGUGCUGGGAGCCGGUGAUAGCGCAGUGCAACCUCAGUUUCGAGAAGAUCCUCCAUCCGUCGAGAGACCCGAGUCCGCCGUUGCCGUUCUGGGACAGAAUGCGACUGGCUCUUCACGGCAGAGUAACGCUCUGCGUGAAGCAGCUGACGGUGUUGCUGCACGGCUCUCUGGAUCCGUACAACACGACGGAGGAGAUGGAGCUCACGUGGACCGGGCUGGAGCUCGACUGGACGCAGGGGAAGAUCAUCAUCAAAGGCGACCUUGACGUGUACGUGCGCACGGCUAGCAAAUACGAUGACUGCCGAUUGCUGCAUCUACCCAACGUUAGAUUGAGCGUCAAACUGGCGUGGGUGUGUCUGGGCGAUCCGCGUGAUCAUCAUACUGCUAUUCCCUGCGCCCCGGAUCGAUUGCCGGAGUAUUCCAGUAAUCAAGAGCACGAUUCGUUCCGAGCUUUCCGCUCGCAAAAUGUCAACGUCAGCCUCGCGCUGGAGACCAAGCCGACCGGCUCGCCUACGCUGGCUAGCGCGCCCACGGCGCUGCUUUACGGCAGUACGUUGAGAUGGUUCGAGAAUCUCAAGCUAAUACUGUCGGGAGCGACGAGACCUACGAGAAAGGGCCCGUUGUUCAAGAAUAUCCGACCCAGGAAGAAACAGUUGAGCAGACACUACCGGAAGGUACGGCUGACUCUGGCCUUCCAUCGUUUCCACGUCAACUACUGGAUGUCGUUCGCCAUGCAGCGGGGCUUCGAGGUGACCGGCGGUCGUGUAGCCUGCAGCUCGGAGCACAAUCUGGCCUUGCAUCCGAUCGACGACGGGCUGAUUCAUCGACCGCGAGCGGAAUGGUCCAUCGUGUAUAUGAAUUGCGAGCUGAGCGACGCGGAGAUCUGGUUGAAGAGCGCGCUGCAGGAGGACGAGAUGGAGAGCGCGUCGUUACGCCAGCCGGUCGAGAAGUGUUACUGCUUGAGCGUGGCGCGCGUUAGCUACGGCAGAGAGGCGAUGGUCGCCGGCGUGAGCGGCGACACGCCGAUCCAUCGGCUGGUCGUGCACGAUCUGCGAGGCGCUUGGACGAAGACCAAUCGCGACGUUGCAUUUGCGCUCUUCGACUCCUUCAUCAAGACCCAGCAGCUCAAGAAGAACCUGUCGACCGCGGCGCUUAAGGGCUUUCAUCGUGACAACAGCUCGACGCCGCACAAGAAUCGCACGACCGCCAGACCGUCCGUCGGCGAUCAACAGAACACACCCACCCAGGUGACACCGUCGUCGUCCGCUGUGGUGAAGCCGCAGCAAGGUGAAGCGGCGGGGAUGCUGCAGAGGUUGAUAGCAGAGGCCACGAAUAAACCCGUAGCCUUCAGCGACGAUCUGUCGGUGCAGACUAGAGGGCAACAGUUGCGUGGUCUAGCAGCGUGCCAUCAGGACGACGUCUUGCACAAGAACUGGCUAAUCGCUUUGGUAAACAGCCAAGUGCUGUUGAAGGGCAUCGAAACGCGCGGCUACGUGAUCCUUUCGGCAGCCAAGGCGGAGAUACUGCAAAGGGUACAUCAUCCAGUUUGGAAAGAACGCUCUCUCGUUCCGAAAACUACCUGGGUCGGCUCGUUGGAGACCAUGCAGUACUACGCUACCGUGAGCGCGAACAUCGAUGACAAUAUCGAUGAUAAUAUCAUGUGGCUGACAUUGGAUAAUAUACAGGAGAAAGAUUCUACCAUCAUAGCCGGUUUGCCGGACGUCCCGGCUUUGGUAGGAUCCGGCCAGAGCGUCGGCGGAGUGGUCAGUCAAACGGUGGGGGGCGGUGGCGGUCCUCAGCAUCAAUUGCAGCGCAUAGUGUCCCGGUGCAAGUGCGAGUUCUACGUCGGUUACGGUCAGACCUUGGACGUCGGUUGCUUAAACCAAGUGCCGCCACCGCUGAGAGAGGAGGUCAGUCCGUGGGAAAGGAAAGACUUAACCGCAGCCGACGCGUUCACAUUGAUGCAUCACGAUCUGGAUGUGUGCACCAACUCGUUGCAGUACGCAAUGAUAUUAGACAUAGUCAACAAUUUGCUGCUGUACGUGGAGCCGAGACGGAAGGAAGCCUCGGAGAGGUUGCAGCGGAUGAGAUUCCAGUUGCAGCUGCACUCCGUCGACGACCAGAAGAGGCCGAUACAGCAAUUGCAGAACACAGUGCGCGGCUUGGUGGCAAAAUUGCGGCGAUUGGAGCGCGAGACGUAUUUGGUGCAGAAAGCGCUGGCCGACGAAUCGAGUCCGGAAUUACUAACGGAGAUGGAGCGUUUGGAGGCGGGCGUUUUCGAGUGCAAGGAACAGCUCAGCGCCAGAGCGGAGGAGCUGGACGUCAUGCUGAGUUGCUACAAGGAAACCACCGCGCCGGCCGCCGCGUCGACCACGUUGAAGGACAAACCGGCCGCGGUGGCCAGAGUGGCGGAGAUUUGCUUCAAACAUGCACAAUGGAGGCUGACGGAUGCGGACGGUCAGCUGGGUAUCGCGGAUCUUAUUCUAACUAAUUUUCUUUACACAAAAACGAGCAAGACCGACGACUCGGUGGAGCAUCUGCUGGAGCUGGGAUACGUUCGAAUGACAAAUUUAUUGCCGAAUCAAAUUUAUACAGAAGUAUUAGUGCCCACGGAGCUGCAGAGUAAUAUGCCUGUUGAUCGGCAGAGAGCUCUUCGAGUCUUCUGCAGGGAAAAGGCACCGGUGGCGGGGAUAUCUGUGAAGGAACACUUUGAGAUCAAUGUAGUUCCUCUUACGAUAGGUCUGACGAAAAAGUUUUUUAACACUAUGCUCAAGUUCUGUUUCCCUGAAAGGGAUCCGGAAGGCAUAGAGGAAGCGCCAGCACCGCAACGUGAUUCAUCUUUUUACGUACCCAUCGAAAGGAGAGAUGAUGUGGAAAAAAUGAAGGAAAGAGCGGACAAGAACAAAUUGUUUAUAUAUAUUAAGAUACCGGAAGUACCCGUUCGCGUGUCUUACAAGGGAAACAAGGAAAAGAAUCUUGAGGAUGUACGCGACUUUGCGCUAGUCAUACCGACCUUAGAGUAUCACAAUGUCACAUGGACGUGGCUCGAUCUGCUUUUAGCUAUGAAAAGUGAUUCCAGACGCGUAAUACUGAGUCAGGCAAUCAAACAAAAAUUACAAAUAAAACCGAGGGGCCCGCCCGAGGAGUCCACGCCGCAGGAAGAGGACAAGGCUCGUCUUUUGUUAGGCACCAGGCAUCUUCCUGGGGACGCGAGAAAAAAGAGCGUUUUCAAAUUUAAAUAAUUAUACAUCACGCGCCUUAUGUAUUCUAGUAAUUUAUUAUGGCAUGAAUAAACAUUAUGUACAGGCUUUUGUUCGUCUUCGUUGUGUAACAAAUACAUUGUAUAAAUAAAUCUUAUGUAAUAUA